UAUUCUAGCUCAACUCUAUAUAUGUAUACUGCCUAACAUUUGUACUGAAAUUAAAAAUAAACUAUCCUAUGGGGUCAAGCAGCAAAAAGGUAAAUUUGGAGUGUGGGCCUGAUAGGCUGCCAAUUCGAUGGUAGUUGGGCCUUUCCUGGGGCUUUCCCGAUCUCCUCUGCUGAUUGUCGGGCAAACGGACUCGGGUCCGCCCUUCUCCGCACUACCGGCAACCCUGCGGGUCUUGGGUUCGCCAUUUCGCCCCGAUCCGAGCUCCGGUUCGCCCGAUCCAUGCGUAACGGUAAGUGGGCGUCGGUUCCCGCCUUCUCCGCGUCACCCGCAACCCGGCGGGGCUUGGGUCCGCGUUUUACGCCCGAUCCGGUAAUCCGACCGCCCGAUCCGCCUACUACUUCCCCCCAAAUCUGUAGAUUUGGUCGGAUCUCUCUUCCGCCCGAUCUCUUCUCCUCUCCGUCUCCGGCUACGCCCUAAGUCGCCUCCGGUUCUACUCCGCCGGCGCCUGAGCCCUUUCGUAGUCGCUUCCCGCCGGCGUUCCACCCGCACAACCUCUCGCCGGAGCGCACCGCCGAGCUCGCUCCUCGCCACCCUGCUGUUGCCCUUAUUUCUGCUCUUACUAUUGUAAAGUUGACAUUUUUACUUCCUUCCCCUGCUAACUAUUAAACUACUUAUUCUUCAGGACAUUACACCUUUUCCCUCUUCCCAAAACCCUAAUCCCAGAACCCUAACCCUCUCUCUCUCUCUCUCUCUCUCUCUCUCUCUCUCUCUCUCUCUCUCCCCAUCGAUGACGAUGCCGAAGGUUUCGGCAUUGGACAUGGAGGACGUGCCCAAGGGGAAGCUCCCGGAGCACCUCGAGCUCCAAAGGACGCGCGUCGUGUGCAAAGCCGACGCUCCCAUUCAUACAGAAGGUAUUCAGUACUCUGGGGCAUAUGCGUCGAUGGGAGUUGACAAUAGCUUACGAAUGGACAACUUCUGCAAGAAUUUUAAAAUUGAAAUUAAAUGGCUUACAGAGGACGAGAUGGAAUUUGAUAUGAUUGGAAUUGAUGCUUCAAUCGCUAAUGCAUUCAGGAGAAUCCUCAUUGCAGAGGUUCCCACAAUGGCUAUUGAGAAAGUUUUUAUGGUUGAUAACACCUCAGUUAUUGCAGAUGAGGUACUAGCUCAUAGGCUAGGCCUUAUUCCACUAGAUGCUGACCCAAGACAAUUUGAAUAUCUUUCAGAAAAUGAUGUUCCGAAUGAAAGGAAUACUAUUGUUUAUGAAUUGAAAAUAUCAUGUAAAAAGGGUUCCCCACGGCUUACAGUAAAGUCAGAUCAAUUGAAGUGGUUGCCGGACGGCAGUCAACUUCACAAGGAAACUCCUAGCCAGUCCGCGGAACCAAAAACAUACACUUCUUUCAGUGGCAAUCAACUAGAAGUCUCUAAGAAGCCCUUGGGAGUGACGUAUAAAGAUAUUAUUCUUGCUAAGCUUGGUGCAGGACAGGCCAUUGAGCUUGAGGCACAUGCAGUGAAGGGUAUCGGCAAAGAUCAUGCCAAGUGGUCUCCAGUUGCUACAGCGUGGUACAGAAUGCUUCCCGAGGUUGUAUUUCUGAAAGAAGUUACUGGGGCUGAUGCGGAGGAGCUCGUAAAGAAGUGUCCGGUUAAUGUUUUUGAUAUUGAAGACCUCGGAAAUGGUAAGAAGAGAGCAGUAGCAGCAAGACCACGAGCCUGCACCCUCUGCAGAGAAUGCAUCCGGGGGGUAACUGAAGAAGCCGUGGAACUUAGGCGCGUCAAGGAUCAUUUCAUCUUUACCGUUGAAUCUACUGGAGCUCUACCUCCGGAAGUGCUUUUCACCGAAGCUGUGAAGAUCUUGGAAGAGAAGUGCAACCGGCUGAUAACCGAACUUUCCUAACACCCCCCUCCAGGUCUCCAGUAACUAAUGUAACGAGUUCGAUGCAUUAAACGCAAACCGGAGUUUCGCGUUCGUCGGAAACGUAACAUGUUAGCAAAAUAUAAUCAGAAACUUUUUAUGUUACCAUUUUUGGAAAGAGUGAUUAAUCUGUGUAAUAUAUGCUUAAACAUACCCCCUUUUUUUUCUCUUCGGUUCUUGGUUGGAUUGUUCCUUUUGAGCUUACACAAUUUUGGUUAUAUUAAGUUACUAUCACA
This is a messenger RNA of Ananas comosus (pineapple), 2142 nucleotides long. Its product is annotated as DNA-directed RNA polymerases I and III subunit rpac1-like. Lineage: Eukaryota; Viridiplantae; Streptophyta; Magnoliopsida; Poales; Bromeliaceae. The coding region runs from base 788 to 1888 and encodes 366 amino acids. The record is from RefSeq and is a predicted model, not a curated record. Gene Ontology annotation, cellular component: RNA polymerase I complex; RNA polymerase III complex. Gene Ontology annotation, molecular function: protein dimerization activity; DNA binding. Gene Ontology annotation, biological process: DNA-templated transcription. The transcript has 9 exons.